This is a messenger RNA of Pseudogymnoascus verrucosus, 2590 nucleotides long. RefSeq lists its product as uncharacterized. The record is from RefSeq and is a predicted model, not a curated record. Bases 739 to 2262 code for a protein of 507 amino acids. The transcript has a single exon. NCBI's taxonomy places the organism in Eukaryota, Fungi, Ascomycota, Leotiomycetes, Thelebolales, Thelebolaceae.
CAAACAUCCUUCUUUGCCCGGCUACGAGAGGUAUUUGUGGUUGGCCCAUAAUCGUUCUCUUCGUACCGGUGACAUACACAGAGUCUCCCAUAUGAUUCCCUGCGAAGUACUGCUGUAGAGUACAUAACAUCAUAAUCGACUACCUACUCUACCUACUCGACAGUCAUACCAUACAUAACCCCUCACAACCCCCCCGAAGUGCGACAAAAUUCUCGACUACAGUCUUUCUAGACGUUUAAUCUCUGCUUUCUCCUCUUCCUCCACCAUUUCCUCCACUCUCGUCGUCGCUUCCUUCUAUACACCUUCGAGAAUCAGCGUCGAGUGGGGACUGUUGGGAAAUUACCCUUCAUAGUCGGAUAUUAUUGUUCGUGGCAAGUGACUUAGACCGAAGCUUGCCAAGCACCACCGGACAGGGCGAACUCCACGCCAAGCAGCGAUCACUCCGGCAGGGUGAGAGACAGCACCUCUGUGCAACCGAACCUCAACCUCCCCAACGGCCAACACAAACUUCAUACUCCAUACCGUCAGUUUCAAAUCACCGCCUCGCUUCUACCGGAAAUAUAUGCGCGUCUAAAGAGACAUGGCCUCUUCGUAAGGGCGUGCCUCCUGCAGCAAGCUGGACAUUCGAAUCCCCGUUAUACCACAACAACAUCUGCGAUCCAACGACGUCAGCGGGACUUAUUGUCCCUUUUUCAACAAACACGAUAGCAAAGCGAGAGGUCCAUAGCAGCAUUCAGCAUGGAUCCGCUCAAUAACCUUGUCAAGUCGAUACCCGACUGGCAGGUUCUCCUCGAUGACCUCAAUGGCAAGAUAGCAAGGCGACAGGGCGAACUGGCCGAGGCCGAGAGCAGCAGACCCUCGACGCGCUCAUUACGGAAUAAGGGUUCUGCGGAGUCCCUACGCCCGAAAGACGACAACGAUGUCAUACCAGAGGAUAUCGAGAUUGCCAUGGAUUCUACUACUGAUACCCCCAAUACAAAUAAUGAUACCGCAAUCCCUACAAUCACCCUACCCGCCAACGGCAAGGCACUAUCACCACCGAAAGUCGACAACUCCCCACGAACUCCCCAACGCGACACACCUAAUCGCCUCCGCGGGGCCUUCGCAAAGGGUCUCCCCGCACUCACACCACCCGUCCUCCGCAAGCGCAAGACCGAGUCUCUAGCCUCCGCUGAAUCAGGGAAGCCGAAACACAGGACGCGCUCCAUGAUAAUCGUCUACUACGACUCGGCAGUGCAGAGCGACUUUGAGGCCCUCGUCAAGCACAUCAGCGCCUCUCGCAACUCCAUGCGCAAGGGUAAGAUGGCCGCACGGAUGGCGAGCAUGCGCAUGAUGGCUGAUCUGGAGUCAUUGGGCGAUGAGCUGGAGCCGGAGUUGAAGGUGGAUGAUACCCCAGCGGCUGCUGUGGGGGCCAUUGCAAAUGGCUCUACUAGUAGCCCGAAUGCGAUGAUAGCUUCUGUUUCACCCGGUGACGAUGAUGACGAGGGGCUGCCGUUGCCGGCGUUGAAUUUCGUAUCAACACGUCGCAUGGGGCCGAUGAGGGAAUUGUCGUCUAACAGAGCUCUUCGUGCGGGACCAGGGGCGCCAGGCGUGAGACGCGCCGGGCAAGGCCCUCCUGGUGGCGGAGCAUCCUCAAGGAUAUCUGCGUUGGGCUCGAGUAUAUUCGACGAGCUGGACAGUGGACUUGAGUGGUGCCAGAGCAUGUGCGAGCAUGCUGCCCACCAGUUCCUGCGUGAUGGACAGUGCACCUCGGAGAUCGAAGGGAUCAAAUCACGACUGCAAGAGGUGUGGGAUAGGGCUGAAGAAGAAAUUAAGGCAGAAGGGAAGGGAGCGGAAGUUGGUACGGACAAGGACCCGAGCAAGACGACGGACCGGAAAGCUGACUAUGUCAGAGCGGGUGAUAAAGAUGGAGCUACUGCCCCUACUUCCACCGCUACAUUGAAGCCGGAACCCCAGUUGCCACGGACUUUAAAGCAGAUCCAGAUCAGGAAGGAAGCAGAGAAGAUGUUUGAGAAACCGGAAAAGCCAGCACAAAAGCCGGCUCAAAAGUCAUUAGAAAAACCCACGGAAAACUCGCCUAAGGGGCUGGAAGUGAAAUCCCUGGAAAAAGAUGGCGGAUCGGCCAUCGAAGUCGACGAUGUUCUAGAAGUAGACGACGAUGCGAUGGAAGCAGAUGAGGUGGAUGAGGAUGCCUACAGGAAAGAGUACGCCGCCAUUAUUGCGCGGAACUCGAACUAUCGACGACGUCCAAACGUCCGUUGAAGCUCCAAUUUCAGCCAACAAGGCUUAUGAAUUGAGCAAUGGGGGGCAAGAUAUUUUGCGAUGAUCGUUAGAAUUGGAUCGAAUCUUGCCCCUUUCACGAGAGAGAGCGAGUUAGCGAGCGAUUUUUGUUGCAUGGGAGAGCGUGGCAUUGUUUUUUUGGGCAUCCGGCGUCCCGUAUAUUUACGUGAGGCAUUAUCAUAUUUAUAGUGAUUGAUCACUUGGAGUUCAAGGAGGCUGAGGUGGAGCGCUCAUCUUUAUUGGGCCAGAGAGAGAGACAGGAUUACCAUCCAUAGAUUUAGUAACUUCACAAACAACCAUACGAACCGUU